AUGAAAUUACUGAACAAGACUUUGGCUCUCAUGGAAGAACCACGGAUUACUCAACUUACUGUAAACGACUUCAAGGAAUUGUUGGGCGGUAAUCCAUUUGACAUCCACGUUAAACAUCAAAAAGACGAACGGUUGGAACGACUACCCGUCCUCAUCACAACCAACAAUCCUUUAACGUACUAUGUGAUGGACGCUGACGGGAAAGCCAUUUUGGAG
Opisthorchis viverrini is the source of this 216-nucleotide messenger RNA. RefSeq lists its product as hypothetical. The transcript has a single exon. The annotation marks the transcript as partial. NCBI's taxonomy places the organism in Eukaryota, Metazoa, Platyhelminthes, Trematoda, Opisthorchiida, Opisthorchiidae. The record is from RefSeq and is a predicted model, not a curated record. Gene Ontology annotation, biological process: viral genome replication.